This is a messenger RNA of Apis cerana (Asiatic honeybee), 1689 nucleotides long. RefSeq names its product odorant receptor 4-like. Lineage: Eukaryota; Metazoa; Arthropoda; Insecta; Hymenoptera; Apidae. Gene Ontology annotation, cellular component: plasma membrane. Gene Ontology annotation, molecular function: odorant binding; olfactory receptor activity. Gene Ontology annotation, biological process: sensory perception of smell; detection of chemical stimulus involved in sensory perception of smell. The record is from RefSeq and is a predicted model, not a curated record.
AUAUUUUGAAAUAUUCAAUUUGAUAUAUUAAAAUUAUCACAAUGAAAAAAUGUUCGUUUAUCCAUUGAAAAGAUGAGUAUUACUAAAAAAAUACUAAUGUUAUUACAAUGAAACUUUUUACUCGUAGAGGAAGUUGAGCGUACAAUUCAAUCGUAAACGUGUAAUUUCAACCAAUUUUCUCGUCAUUUCGUAAAAAUUCAAACCGGUAUUCAACAAUCCCUCAGUUUCAAUAACAGCGAUUCAUUUCUAAAUUUACGCACACGUAUUUAAUAUUUCAUGUACGCAAGCGCAAUGAAGUUUCCCCAAAGAAGCAACAUUGCCGUAUGCAACAUGGUCAGUCACGAACAAGCUUUCAUCCGACUGAAAAAUGCCUCGAAUCAGAAACGCGAAAGAAGGCAUAAAUCAUACCCUUUGCUUUGCAUAUCCGCUCUCGAAAAUGGUCGGUUGCUGGCCACUGAACAUCCCAUCUUCCACGUUCUCCAAAAUUUUUAAUUCCUUUAUAAUUUUUAUCUCGUACUUGCUCUCAUUGAUAGUCUUGGUCCCAGGCCUUCUGUAUCUAUUUCUGAAAGAGAAAAACGGCAGGAGGAAGAUCAAAAUGAUGAUGCCACUUAUGAGCACUAUCGCACAAAUGACUAAAUAUACGAUACUGUUGAGACGAAUGAAGGAAUUUAGCAAAUUAUUGGACGAGAUAAAGAAGGAUUGGUCGACAGCCACGCAGGAGAAUCGACAAAUUUUUAGCACGAGGGCGUCCAUCGAGCACAAGCUGACGACGGUAAUAGCUAUCACUAUAUACGGAGGAGGUUUCUUUUACAGGAUGAUCCUUCCACUUUCGAAAGGUAGAAUCGUUUUACCCAACAAUGUAACUAUAAGAUUGUUACCCUGCCCGGGUUACUUUGGCUCCUUGAACGUUCAAAUUACCCCGAAUUACGAGAUAAUCUUCACGCUGCAAAUUCUCGGCGGAUUUAUCAUUUACACAGCUCUGUGCGGCGUGAAGAGUUCUUGUUUGAUGCUCUGUAUGCACAUGUGCGGUUUGUUGAGGAUCUUGACGAACAAGGUGAUGGAACUCACGAGUGACAAGGAUGAAAAAGUCGUGCAAGAAAAGAUCGUGUACAUUGUUCAGUAUCAGACGAGGAUCAAAGAAUUUUACAAUUACGUUGAUCAAUUCGUACCCUAUGUUUAUUUCAUCGAAAUGAUUGUCGGAGUAUCGAUUACGUGUGUACUUGGUUACUGCAUAAUCGUGGAAUGGGAAGAUAGCGAUGCCAUGGCUAUAACUGCUUAUAUCGUCCUGCAAGUGACUUGCGUCUUUGGCACAUUCUCGAUAUGCUACGCCGGUCAACUUCUAGUCGACGAAAGCGAGAAUGUUAGACAGGCGUGUAACACGUUGAACUGGUAUCGAUUACCUACAAAGAAAGCUCGCAGUUUGAUAUUAUUGAUCAUUAUGUCGAAUUAUCCGCUAAAAGUCACGGCAGGAAGAAUUAUAGACGUAUCCUUGGUCACGUUUACUAGCAUCAUUAAGAGUGCAGUAGGAUACAUGAAUAUACUACAACAAAUUACUUAAGAUUUUACGUUCAUUAGAAAACUCUUUUAAUCCACCGCAGUAACCGAGGAUGAUCCUGAACUAUGUAUAAAGCACUUGUUCACUUUCUUAUCGAACCAAAAUUUGAAUAAUUGAACCGCAAUUACGAGAAA